AUGAUUACAGUAUACUUGUACCUGAAGAUUUUGCAUGAUGGCUAUUUAUUAAACACAAUUAUAAGGAGGAAGUAUGGUUCCGUGUACUCGUGUGACCUGGACCUCGCGCUCUAUCCCUUCGACUAUCAGCAGUGUUUCAUGAAUCUUCGUCUUACGUCCGCACUCAAAACCUUUCUUGUUUUUAACGCUACUAGUUCCAGAGUGAUAAAUGAGGCAAAUAAUCUCCUACUUGAAUAUAAGGUUGGAGAGGUGUGGAUGGAAUACAGCAAUUCCGGCAUGUAUAGUGAGGCGAGGGUCUUGUUUCCUCUGACUCGCCGCUCUGGAUAUGCCAUCCUUAACAUCUACAUCCCGACGCUGGUGCUCCUCCUUGUGAGCUACCUGACGCUCUUCUUCAGGCCUUCCAAUUUUGAUGUGAGGAUGAUGUCUGCCCUCACUGUCCAGCUUGUUAUUGCCACUUUAUUUUCACAGGUUUCCUCAUCCUUACCCAAGACUUCUUACUUCAAGAUGGUAGACGUCUGGUUCCUCUUUUGCAUCGGGCUCACUUUUCUUGUGAUUGCUUUCCAUGCAGGUAUCGAUUUUGUUAUUAAUAAAGAGGAGGAAGAGAUUCCAGGUCCUAGACCAGGAUGGGUUGGACACAACAUCGGCAACGGAACCAUGAAAAAUCAGUUGAAAUUCAACCAGCGCAGGCUAUCUUUCUCGGCAGUGACACAAGUUCCUAAAGCAAGCGCGGCCGUCUUUACCCGUAUCACGGCUGCCUCUGAUCUCUCUGAUUAA
This is a messenger RNA of Penaeus indicus, 774 nucleotides long. Its product is annotated as glycine receptor subunit alpha-2-like. The coding region runs from base 1 to 774 and encodes 257 amino acids. Gene Ontology annotation, cellular component: neuron projection; plasma membrane; synapse. The transcript has 5 exons. Gene Ontology annotation, biological process: regulation of membrane potential; signal transduction; nervous system process. The record is from RefSeq and is a predicted model, not a curated record. Gene Ontology annotation, molecular function: transmembrane signaling receptor activity; extracellular ligand-gated monoatomic ion channel activity; neurotransmitter receptor activity. Lineage: Eukaryota; Metazoa; Arthropoda; Malacostraca; Decapoda; Penaeidae.